Messenger RNA from Pistacia vera, 1518 nucleotides. Its product is annotated as patatin-like protein 7. The transcript is spliced from 3 exons. The record is from RefSeq and is a predicted model, not a curated record. The coding region runs from base 127 to 1401 and encodes 424 amino acids. Gene Ontology annotation, biological process: lipid metabolic process. Lineage: Eukaryota; Viridiplantae; Streptophyta; Magnoliopsida; Sapindales; Anacardiaceae.
UACUCUUCCCACUAUAAAAUAACUUCCACUCCCCCUUCUCAUCUUCAUCUUCACUCACCCUCUUCUCCUCCACCUCAUUUAGCUUCGCUUUUCCAUUUCUCAUCUCUCAUCUUUAUUUGAAAUUAUAUGGCUGAAUAUAACACGGAUAUGGACAAGCUCAGUUACGAGAUCUUCUCCAUUCUCGAAAACAAGUUUUUGUUCGGCUACAAUGAAGAACACAAACAUCAAAACAAAAUCAAUAACAAAACCGUCAAGACUGGCAAAGUAAGAAUCCUUUCCAUUGAUGGCGGCGGCGCCACCGACGGCAUACUUGCCGGGAAAUCACUUGCCCACUUGGAAUCUUUCCUGUCCAAAAAAUCAGGCAACCCCAAUGCUCGUAUCUCCGAUUACUUCGAUGUCGUAGCGGGGUCCGGAGCCGGAGGAAUCCUCGCCGCUUUGUUGUUUACACGUGGCAGAGAUGGUACUCCAAUGUUCACUGCUAAACAAGCGCUUGAGUUUAUGAUCGAGAAUCGCCGGAAUAUUUUCCGAUCAUCGUCCGGUGGGAUUCUCCGGCGGUGUCUCCGGUCGGCUAAGGUGGAGAAGUUGUUACGGAAGACUUUUGGCGAGUACACUUUGAAGGAUACAGUGAAGCCAGUGCUGAUCACGUGCUAUGAUCUCGCCACGGGCGCGCCGUUCUUGUUUUCCCGCGCUGACGCGUUGGAAGUGGACGGUUAUGAUUUCAAAAUGAGAGACGUUUGUUUGGCUACGGCUGCUAAUCCAACGGUGACUGGGGCCGUGGAGAUGAAGUCCGUUGACCAGAGGACGAAGAUUGUGGCCGUCGAUGGCGGCAUUGCGAUGAAUAACCCGACGGCUGCCGCUAUUACGCACGUGUUAAAUAAUAAACUGGAGUUCCCGUUUUGUAACGGCGUCGAGGAUCUCGUGGUAGUGUCGUUGGGUAACGGAGAGUCGGAUUACGGCGUUGGGUCGAAAAGGAGUCUGUUGCCGUCACAAUUCGUUAGAAUUGCUGGUGAAGGAGCUUCGGAUAUGGUUGAUCAAGCUGUUUCUAUGGCAUUUGCUCAAAGUGGGACAAGCAAUUAUGUCAGAAUUCAGGCAAAUGGGAUAAUAGCGAAAAGCGAGCAAGGGAAGCUAGAGAAAGCGAUGAAAACAAACAAGAAAACAGAAAUAUUAUGUGCAAUAGAGGAAAUGUUUUCAAAAAACACAUAUGAAUCAAUUCUUUUCAAAGGGAAAAAGAUGGUGGAAAGCACAAAUCUAGAGAAGAUAGAGGUAUUCGCAGGAGAAUUAAUCAAAGAACAAGAGAGGAGAAAAACAAGUAUUCUCCCAACGGUUGUGUUGAAGCAUUCAUUUCCAACACCAAGAACUUCAUCUUCCACAACUUUAUCAACUAUGUCUUCUUCAUGCUAAUUCCCGUCGACAAUGGUUUGACUCGAUUAAUUAGGAUUGAGUUAUAUUUGCAUUUGUUGCCGCUCUGGACCAACUUCAAAAUGCUUGAGUUGACUCCGAGCUGAGCUAUUGAGUUUU